CUACCAACAAAGCUGCUUUUACUUCAUUCGUUUCAAGACAAGACUAGUCUCCCUCCUAAUUAACUGUACAUUUCACAGUCUUCACUGUAAUCACGACUGCUCAGUUUUAAAGCGAAACUAGCCUAGGUGGGGGUCAUUUCCCAAUGAAUCUUUGUAGUUACCAAAAAUUUAUAGGAAAAAGUAAAAAUAAAUAAAAAAGGGAAAAAGGGAAUCGGUCCUCCCUCUUUGUAAUUGUAAUACUACUGUAGUAAUAAUAUUAACAAGCUAGGAAGAAAAGGGUCGGACUCUAUUGAAGAAAGAUGAUCCAUCAUCUAUAGCCGUUAGAUUUCUCUGACAAGAAUUUAACUUGGGGUAGAUUUCAGAAUCGCUUAUUCCCUCUUAAAUACCCAUCUAUUCAACACUGUCCCACUCUUUCUUUUCUUCAACUUUGCUUCAUUUCUUUCUCUGAGACUGUGAACCACCUUCUUCCUCAUUUUUCUCCUCUUCCCAAGUUUUGCAAUUUAUUCUUCAGUGGGAUUUUAAGGAGUUGGAUUUGGUAUGGCAUUACUGCUUCUUUUGCUUCUGGUAAUAUCAGCUUCCUCUGCUUCUGCUGAUGAAGGUGAGGUUUCAAAUGUAGACCCUAAGACCAUUGCUGCUUGUUCUUUGUUCCUGCUUUGGAUGUAACUUUGAUUUAUCUGUUGAAUGUUAAGUGUUUCUCUUGAAUUCUUUUGAUUCUUCUAACUUCAUAGCUCUCGUAUGUGGUGUGGGGUGGUUGGUGUAAUCAAUGUCCAGUCAUUAAUGAGCUUAAAUACAGUUUCUCAUUUGCAUAUGAUGUCUUUCUGAGAUCCAAAUAGUUCCUACACUAUUUUGCAAUCUUCAUUGUGAAAGGGAUGUUUCUGUGAGUGCUUUAGGAUCAUAAAUAUUCAAAAGACAGUUUUUUUCAACUUGUCUGGAACUACCUUGAAGUUUAGCUGAUUGGCUCUUAAUGGUAGAUGGAAUACUUGGUGGGGCAGUAUUUCCCCUUAUGUUUUGUGGUUCGUAUUUAAAGAAUUGUCUUUUAUUGUUCAUCAUUACUGGAGACAAACCAUACGCGCCAAUUAUUGGAAUUUUAGUAACAUUCUCUGUGUGUGUUAUUUUGGUGUCACGCUAAACCUUGACAAUGUUUUCUUCAAAAAUUCUAACUUAAUUCCCAACUCAAUAUGGGAAACAGGAUUGACCAAACAAGGAAUCCCAAAAGAAUUAUAAGGAAGAAAAAAAGGUUCUUGAUUUUAUGUCACAUUACAUACUCUGUCAAAGUUGUAAAUUUGGAGUUCUUGCAAGUUUUUUAGAGCCUGAAAUAGUGUAGAGAAGUUUGGUGGAAUAGAAUUAUUUCACUGAUCAUAAUAAACUUACACUUGCAGAUAUGUGAGAAGAAAAUAUGCAUCAGUGCAGGCUAUCUAUUAUCCUGUGCUUACAACAGAAGAUCGCAUUCAUUAAGACUUCAAAGAAAAAUUAGACUUUUGCCCCUUCUGCAUAGCAGUUGGAAACUUAAAAAUUUGCUUUCAAACCGAGUUUGAUUGUCCACGAGUUACUUUAUGAGUAAAUUGAGUUCAUUGCCUGGGAGGUUGUCGUAUAUGCAGUUUGCAUUUUGUUUCCUCCAUAGACUGUUAAAUGCAUACAUGAUCCACAUACUCUACAAUAUACCUGAGGAAAGACUAUGCUUUGAUGUUUCAUUAUUCAUUUGUCUUGCAGAUGCAUUCAUUGGAGUGAAUAUAGGCACAGAUCUUUCUGACAUGCCACACCCAACACAAGUAGUAGCCCUUCUAAAAUCCCAGCAGAUCAAACAUGUUCGGCUGUAUAAUGCUGAUCGUGGCAUGCUUCUUGCUCUUGCCAAUACAGGAAUCAAAGUCGCUAUCUCUGUCCCUAACGAACAACUGCUUGGAAUUGGGCAAUCAAACGCAACUGCAGCUAAUUGGGUCUCACAAAAUGUUGUGGCACACUACCCCAGUACCAAUAUAACUACCAUUUGUGUUGGUUCAGAAGUUUUAACUUCUCUUCCAAACGCUGCACCUAUACUUGUCAAUGCCCUCAGGUUCAUCCAUUCAGCUCUUGUGGCCUCAAAUCUUGACAGGCAAAUCAAAGUGUCAACACCUCUCCCUUCCUCCAUUAUCCUCGAUCCCUUCCCCCCAUCUCAAGCCUUCUUUAACCACUCCCUGAAUCGCGUACUAGUCCCGAUGCUUAGCUUCCUGCAAUCCACAGGAUCAUCCUUCAUGCUGAAUGUUUACCCUUACUAUGAUUAUAUGCAAUCUAAUGGUGUCAUUCCUUUAGAUUAUGCACUCUUCAAGCCUCUGCCAGCAAACAGAGAAGUUGUCGAUGCUAACACACUGCUACACUACACCAAUGUGUUUGAUGCGGUUAUUGAUGCCGCGUACUUUGCAAUGGCCUCACUUAACUUCACCAACAUACCUGUUCUAGUGACAGAGUCAGGAUGGCCAUCAAAAGGUGACUCAAAAGAGCCGGAUGCCACAUUGGAGAAUGCCAAUACUUACAAUAGCAAUUUGAUAAGGCAUGUGCUAAAUCAUACAGGAACUCCCAAACAUCCUGGAAUCGCUGUUAGUACAUACAUUUAUGAGCUUUACAAUGAAGAUACAAGGCCUGGUCCACUGUCGGAGAAGAAUUGGGGACUGUUUGAUGCCAAUGGCGCUCCCAUAUAUGUUUUGCACAUAACAGACGCGGGAUCAGUGUUGGCAAAUGAUACCACAAACCAGACUUACUGUGCUGCAAAAGAUGGAGCAGAUGUCAAAUUGCUACAGGCAGCUCUUGAUUGGGCAUGCGGACCUGGGAAGGUGGAUUGCUCCCAACUUGCACAAGGACAACCAUGCUAUGAACCUGAUACUGUGGCGGAACAUGCAACUUAUGCGUUUGACGCUUAUUAUAAAAUGAACGGGAAGGAUCCAGAAGCUUGUGACUUCAAAGGAGUGGCUGCAAUCACCACUUCAAAUCCAAGUCAUGGAUCUUGUGUGUUUCUUGGAAGGUGCUACUUUGUUUAAAAAUAUAUUUUAUUUUUUUUAGAUUAUACGGUUGAUUAAUUUUACAAUAAUAAUGAAGAAAACAUGUGCACAACUUGUUUGUUCUGAUUUUUUUUUUUUUUUGAUGUGGAUAAAAGCAUUUACUCUUUGUCAUCACUAUAUACUCUUCCAGUCAUUAAGUUUAAAAUAACCACAGUCGAAUCAUUACUAAAUGAAGCUUUUCUGCUUUUCAAACUCUUGCAGUAGUGACAGGAAUGGCACCUUUCUGAAUAGCACAGCUCCAUCUGCAGAUUCUAAGAGUUCCAAUUCUCCCAUCAACCGAUUGCAUGGGAACUAUGGUUUCUCGACGUGCUUGAUGAUAAUGAUUGCUGUUGCUAGUGCACUAGUUUUGUAGCCUCAUAUGUGCCAACUGCAGAACCUUGCUAAUUAUUCGAAGAUCAUAGCAAAAUGGUGAUUGCAUGGACAGUUUUGGGCGUAUAUUGGUGCUCGUUAGGUUACUAGAUUCAAUUUCAACAUCAAACGUGAUGUAUCUUUUGGUAGAGGAGCCCUUUUGUGGUUCUUCCAAGUCUUUUCUUCUAAGGCAGUAGGAAUUUAUUUUAGGAAAUUUUUUCAUGUAGGAUAUGCGUUCAUUGAUCCAUAUUAGUGGCAGAAGGAGAAAUCCUUUCCAAUCUGUUUGUAUCAUUACGAAAUCACUCCAUUCAUUCUUGUUUUACUUUCCACUGGCAGAAUUUCACCGGAUGAUUUUGCUUCCAGCUGCAAAGUGAAUCAAAAGCACUAAAAAAUGAAAAAUGCAUGUUGUGCCC
Molecule: messenger RNA, 3790 nt
Organism: Oldenlandia corymbosa var. corymbosa
Lineage: Eukaryota; Viridiplantae; Streptophyta; Magnoliopsida; Gentianales; Rubiaceae
Source: the annotation of a GenBank genome assembly